GAGAAGGUCUGGCUCUCGAUGUUCCUUUUGGCCCUCACCUCCACACCGUCCGUUCGACCUUGUGCCUUUCGUGUCCAAUCAGUUGUUGGAUUACCUUCGUUUGCUCCUGCAGCAUCACCUUCUUUUUUUUUCGUCGGGACUCUAGAACCAACUAGGUCUAGCUUACCCCGAUUUUAUCUUACCCGCCCGAUCUUUUUGCGGCCAACCACCAAACAGCAGUCGACUGUGCCUUUCAGCAUCUCGACAUUUAAGGCUCUGUUUGCCCUCACCUUCUUUGUCGUCCAGGACCUUCUUUCUCCCUACGCUCAUCGACUACUGUCCUUCGACAAACCCUUUUUUGUUUCUUUGCCUUCACUCCUUUCAAGGCUAGAACUUGUUCCAUUGUCUUCCACUCUUGACUUCCAACAACUCGCCUGGCGCAGUACCUUCAUUCCCGAAGUCGAACGGAUAUAAAGUGCUUGCACUUUUUGUGACUCUCCCUACAGCCCUCCAGACUCAAAGAUUUUGCAAAGUCUUACGACAAACCCAGCACAAAAAAACAACAAGGGAAUUCUUGCGCUCGUCCGGAACGAAAACUCCAGUUCCCACAAACAAACAACAGAAAGAUCUUUGAUCAAGAUGUACUUCAGCAACAAGAACACGGCGCUCGCCGCCAUGCUGGCUUUUGCCACUGCCGGCACCAACGCCCACAUGCUCCUUGCCGAGCCCAAGCCCUUCAGCACGCCUGCCCUGCAGAACGGCCCCCUCGACACCGCAUCCGGUCGCGCAUUCCCCUGCCAGGUCGGCGCCGGCGGCUACUCGGGCGCUGCCACCCAGAUGCCCCUCGGCUCGUCGCAGAAGCUCGCCUUCACCGGCCAGGCCACGCACGGCGGCGGCUCGUGCCAGAUCUCCAUCAGCUACGACACCGCCCCGACCAAGCAGUCGGUCUGGAAGGUGAUCCACUCCAUCGAGGGCGGCUGCGUGGCCGAUGUCGCCGGCAACAUGGGCGACUCGGCCUCGGCCGCCAGCCCCUUCACCUUCCAGUUCCCGAUCCCGAGCGACAUCCCCGCUGGCAAGGCCACCGUCGCCUGGACCUGGCUCAACCGCAUCGGCAACCGCGAGUUCUACAUGAACUGCGCCCCCGUCGAGCUGACCGGCUCGGGCGGCUCCAAGUCGGCCUACGACGCCCUCCCCGACAUGCUCGUCACCAACAUCGACGGCAAGAACGCCUGCAACACCGUCGAGGGCUCCGACUACAAGUACCCCAACCCGGGCAAGUCGGUUGAUCGCAAGGGCCCGGCCAACAGGCUCAUCCAGCUGCAGUGCGCCUCCGGCACCCCCGGCGGCCAGGCCGGCAGCAGCCCCUCGGUCCCAUCCACUCCUUCCACGCCCGCGCAGCCUCCCGCGUCGCCGUCCAAGCCCGCCAACGGUGGUGGUAACGGUAACGGUAACGGCAAUGGCAACGGAAAUGGAAACGGAAACGGCAAUGGCAAUGGCAAUGGCAAUGGCAAUGGCAAUGGCAAUGGCAAUGGCAGUGGAAACGGCAACGGCAACGGCAACGGCGGCGGCAAGGUUCCCGGCGGUGUCUUCGCUCCUGCUCCCAGCUCGACCACUGCUCCUAGCAGCCCCACUGCUGCUCCCGCCAAGCCUACUUCGCCCAGCACUCCCGCCAAGCCCAGUGGUGCUCCCGCCGCCCCCGCCCCCGGUUCCGGUUCUGGCAGCGGCUCCGGCUCCGGCUCCAGCUCCGGAAAGGCACCUGCCACCGGUGCCGGCGCCCAAGCUGCCGGCUCCGCCUGCAGCCCCGAGGGCCAGUGGAACUGCGUUGGCGGCAGUGCCUACCAGCUCUGCGGCAGCGGCGUCUGGUCGGUCGCCAUGCCCCUGGCCGCCGGCACCAGCUGCACCCCCGGCCAGAGCUCGAGCCUCUCCGUUGCCGCCAUCGGCAGGAGGGUCGCUGCCUUCCGCGCCUAAAGCGGUCAACCAACAUGAGCUGCCGGAACCGGUUUCGGCGCCUUCAAUCUUAACUUCUUGAGCACGCACACGCCUUUAUGAUCAUCGCUUUCUUCUUCUUUCUGUUGUACGAGUAACCAACUUCUCUUCUACGAUUCCCACUUUUUUGUUCAACUUUUUUCUUCUUUUCCUCUCUUGGACGGGAAAAAAAAACUAGGGUUUGCUUUUGUGAGGCGAGGCAUUUAGAGCUUUGCGAGGCGCACGCAUUCAUUUUUGGUCUUUGUAUUUGGGCAUGGAACAGUUCGGAUGAUAUCCCUCUUCUUCACGACCUUCGUUCAUGUACACAGACAUGUACAUACACUCUCACUUGGGCUACCUUGGCGGACAGGCCCUCGGGCAGAUACCCCUUUGGGUUUCGCAGUCAGACAGUAGUCCCUUUCUAGAGGGAUGGGUAUAUACCCUGAAAACACUUUUUGAUAAUCGCCUUUCCUAUAAUGUGACAUGACAUGACAUGUGUGAGCCAAUGCUUUCUAAC
Messenger RNA from Gaeumannomyces tritici R3-111a-1, 2461 nucleotides. RefSeq lists its product as hypothetical. NCBI's taxonomy places the organism in Eukaryota, Fungi, Ascomycota, Sordariomycetes, Magnaporthales, Magnaporthaceae. The coding region runs from base 619 to 1947 and encodes 442 amino acids. The record is from RefSeq and is a predicted model, not a curated record. The transcript has a single exon.